UUUUGUUCCCAUCCAUAUAAUACAGUGGUGCAAUCAAAUGGACAUAACCCAGACAUACCAAAUGCAAAAAUGAAAAUGCAUAUAUUCAGAUAUGCUUGACAUUCCAAUGUUCAUGCAGCUUUUUGCACCAUGGAUGGAGUGCCAGUGAAGAUUAGUGAACAGUGCCGGCCUCCAGGAAAAGUUCAUCUACCAGCAUCACUUCGAACACUUCCGCCGCCGGAGGUUAACGUUCAAACGUACACUUUCGAGUUGGAGGAAAAGGCUACACAUUGGGUGCAGGAACGUCGAAGAAAUCUGUUGUCCGAAAGAGCGGAAAGACAGAAACGUUUAGAACUCAAAGAUGCAGCCAAACAAAAACAGAAAGAAGAACUGGAGGAAUUAGCGAAACAGGAACAGCAGGAAAAGCUUAAGAGAGAGGAAGAGGAACGGCAGCGGCAGGAGGCAGAAGCGGCGAGAAUGUUAGCCGAAGAAGAGGAGAGGUUACGUCGCGAGGAGGAGGAAAAACUGGAGGAAUUCCGACGACGGCGUGAACAGUUGUCUCGCCAAGAGAGUGAGACGGCGGCAGAGCGCGUGCCCGCCGCCGAGGUGCAGGCCGGCCCGGAGUCUCAGCCGCCGGAGCAGGGGGCGACAGCAUCGUGCGGACCGGAGCCGGAGGAGCCGGCGGCUGCCUCGCCUCCCACCGGCACGCCGAGUCUGCCGACGGCGGCCUCAGUGGCGCCCGGCUGGCCGGCGCCGAGUGUCGUCUCGUCAAACCCGUUCAACCCAUUCGCGCGGCCGGCAGGCUCGGCCGUGCUGACGCCGCAGUCGUGGCAGCAGCCGGGCGCCGGCGCCGCACCCUUCCGCGGCAGUGGCUUCAACUACCGCGACUUCGAGAGCCAGGCCAGCGACCCAUUCGACAGCGCCGAGCUCAAGACCAUCAACGACAUGGAGGAGCUGGCCUGCGUAUUCCGGCCUUCUGCCAACGCCGCCGCACCCGGCCCAUCUCACUCGUCGGCCGCAUACUAUCAGCAGGCGGAGCAGCGGCAGAACCAGCAGCAGGGACCACAGCCUCCGCAGCAGCAGCAACAGCAGCAACGGCAGCGGCAGCAGCAGGGAGCACAGCAACAGCGCGGCUUCACGCCGUACCCGGGCCAGGCGUACGGCCGGCCAGCUUAUGGCCCGGUCGCCAAGUUGCCGACCGACCAGACGGGCUACCGGUACGCCGGGUACGCGUACAGCGCGUCCGGCGGCGGCGGCGGCUCGUACGCGGCUCGUAAUCCGUACCCUGCGGCGACCACCGCCGAGCCGACGGCCGCCUACCCGGCCGUGUCCUCGGCAUCGAGCGGCGUCGUGGCGCCGGCGCAGGCCGACGCCCAGCAGCUGCAUGAGUUCUACACGCGCUACUACGCGUCGCCCGGCCUGCGCAGCAGUCGCAGUGUGCCCGACCUCUGCGAGGAGGUGCAGCGCGAGGCGGCCGCGGUCGGCGACGUGAAGCGCACCAAGUCGCACACCCCGCCGCCGCAGUGUGCGGCUGACAGGCCCGCCGCGGCGCAGGGCCUGGUGUCGCGGCCCGAGCCGGCGGCCGAGGCGGCCGACCCGCUGCACGGGCUGGAGCCGGCCGCUAAGGCCCGGCUGCAGGAGCUCGGUCAGAUGGGCUUCCCUCUGGACCGGCUCAGGCGGCUGCACAGCCAGUUCAACGGUGACGAGAAGCAGGUGAUCGAGUUCGCGCUGUCGGCUCAGCGUCUGGAGGAGGCCGGCCACUCGGCGCUGGAGGCCGAGCGCGGCCUGCUCGAGUGCGACGGCGACCUGGGCCGAGCCGCCGACUUCCUGAACUCGCUGGCCCAGCUCACCGGGCUCGGCUUCCCGGAGCCGCGCGCCCGUGACGCGCUCCGUCGCGCGGACAUGCACCGCGACCGGGCACUCGACCUACUCAUCCAGGGCUAGCGGCACUGUGACCGGGCGCUCGACCUGCUCAUCCAGGGCAAGCAGGCACUGUGACCGGGCGCUCGACCAGCUCGUCCAGGGCUAGCAGGCACUGUGACCGGGCGCUCGACCUGCUCAUCCAGGGCUAGCAGGCACCGCGACCGGGCGCUCGACCUGCUCAGGCAGGGAUAACAGGCACGGCGAUCGUGUGCUCCACCUGCUCAAGCGGGGUGUGCGUCGGACCAUUCCCAGGCGGUAGUGCACCGUCGGCAUUAAGUGCGGCUGUUGCCCGAAGUAUUUGGUGGGAGCGAGCCUGCCACGUUCCGUGCGUCUGAUUCCAUCCCCGGUGAUACUCCCGGAGCGGGGUCCGUCUGCCGCUCCGGGGACGGGCAUAAUCGACCCUCCGCUGUUCCUUAUGCUGCUCGGGUGGUAUCUGUGACUAGUGUUUCCAAGAUAGUAACUGGACAUGGAAUCUACAAGUCUCUGGCAGGGAAAGGCUGGAUUCCUAGGGUCCGGCGCGUCCCGUAUCCCUGACAAUACGCGAAGGUGGCCCGCUGGUUGCACGGUCGGCUGUGCAAUGUAUAGUUGUAUAAUAGGCGCGGACGCGUCGGCGGGCGCCCGCUGUCCAGUUCAUCUGCGGUGAUAUUCGGUGGCUGGCCGCCGCGCCAGGCUGUCGGGACCACGUUCAGGCGGCGUGUUGCCGUGUGUGCGCCGUCGCAGGCCGGCCACCGCGGCGCGGCUCGGCGCGGCGCCCACGUGUUCAGGGACAAUGGCGGAGUCGCGAUCUGAGCGCGGUGUGGCAGUCCACUUGUAUUCAUGUCUCUGCACCACGCGCUGUAUGGUAUAUCAAUAU
This is a messenger RNA of Pollicipes pollicipes, 2755 nucleotides long. Its product is annotated as stress response protein NST1. The coding region runs from base 130 to 1923 and encodes 597 amino acids. NCBI's taxonomy places the organism in Eukaryota, Metazoa, Arthropoda, Thecostraca, Pollicipedomorpha, Pollicipedidae. Gene Ontology annotation, molecular function: ubiquitin binding. Gene Ontology annotation, cellular component: ESCRT I complex. The transcript has 6 exons. The record is from RefSeq and is a predicted model, not a curated record. Gene Ontology annotation, biological process: ubiquitin-dependent protein catabolic process via the multivesicular body sorting pathway.